ACUAUUUCUCCGACACAGCUGGACGUUAUUGAUGAACCGAUUCGACACCCGUACCGUGCUUUUCGUUGCGUUUGCUGCAAGAAUCUCCCGUGCGAGUCCGAAUACUUGCUCAAUUUCUCCUCAACGACUUGCUAGAUAGCUCUAGGCUCCGCCGAUUUAGGCUUUAGGACCAUGCUGUUACAUGCUUCAGGUCCGUGGCAGCUCAUGGCGCCAAUCGUGAUCGGAACAUGCAGAUGCUCUGGUCUUCGGUACUUAACAUAAUCGCAGUCCUCGUUAUACUGUUGCAAUUUUAUACAGGCAUUUGUCUUUCCCUUCCCUUUCCUUUGCUCUCCGUUACUCAAUUUGCUUUCUUUCUGCUGUGCAGCAAUGGUACAUAUUCAGAACUUUACCGAUGCUAGCUCAUUGGAACCACACUGGGGAUACGCCGAUCGCGUAGUCCCUUGUACCAACGAUGCCGGAUCAUGCAAAUAUCUCGACGUUGUCUACCAUUCACAUGACUUGGGGAUGCUAUACUCUGGCAUCUUCUGGGCGACGAUUGCUGGUAUAUUAUUCAUCUGGACAUUGGCUCGUCGGUUGGCUCCGUCAAGGCGCGCCGAUGAAGAACUUCUCGUUCCCGUACGAGCAUCCUCGUCUCCUUCUCAAGGUGGCAUUGAACGACUGAAAAGUGCAUUGGCGGCGCACUCUCGACGAUACCUCCUUCCCGACUUCUCAAGACCUAUCUUCGGACGCACCACCAGGCUACAAGUCCUUACUCUAGUUGUUCUGACUGGUUAUCUCGCCGUUUGGUCCUUCGUCGGUAUCGUAUACAACACUUGGGUCACACCUGUCAAGAAGAUGCCUGGCGUCUACAAUACUCGCACUAGUCUCGGACCUUGGUCAGACCGUGUCGGCACGCUUGCUUAUGCUCUAACGCCACUCUCUAUUCUCCUCUCGAGCCGCGAAUCCAUCCUCUCGCUUAUGACUGGGCUACCGUACCAGAGCUUCAACUUCCUUCAUCGAUGGCUCGGCUAUAUCAUCGUAGUACAAUCUACUCUGCACACAAUAGGCUGGACCAUUAUUGAAGCGAAGCUUUAUCAACCCCAGCCCACUGUUGCUCGUGAUUGGAUCAAGCAACUCUACAUGAUCUGGGGAUGCGUGGCGAUGAUCCUUUUGUUCCUCCUCUUUGCCCUCAGUACUCCCUGGGCUAUCCGUCUUACUGGCUACGAGUUCUUCCGCAAAUCGCACUAUAUUCUCGCAAUGGUCUACAUUGGUGCUUGUAUUGGCCACUGGGACAAAUUGUCCUGCUACCUUGUUCCUGCAUUGGUUGUUUGGUUCCUGGACCGUGGCGCACGUCUCGUGCGUACUGCCAUCUUGCAUUACACAGUGCUUCCUGGUGGCGAGGUUGCUUUUGGUCCCGCGAAAGCCUCAACGACUGUCUUCUCCGACCCGAAUGGCGAUGUUGUCCGCCUCGACUUCGUGCACCCGCAUGACGCCUGGGCUGUUGGUCAACACUUUUACCUCUGCUUCCCUGAAAGCAGCAUUUGGCAGUCACAUCCCUUUACGCCACUCAGUCUCCCUAUUCAUGAUGAUGUGUCCUGUGGCGUUCAGCAUUCAUACAUAUUCCGUGCCAAAGGAGGCGAAACCAAGAAGAUCGCUCAGCUGGCAGCAGCCAAGAUGCAACAGGCUGGUGGGGUUACACCCCUGACCUCAGUCAUAUUGACCGGUCCCUUUGGCGAGGAAAUCACUACCCAUCUCACUCAGGAUGUCAAUGUACUCUGCAUUGCUGGUGGAACAGGUAUCACAUACGUGCUUCCUGUCCUCUUGGGCCUUGCAUACCAACCUCGCUCAGUGAAGAGAAAGGUUACCCUCGUCUGGGCUGUCAGACAGAAGGCCGAUGUUGCUUGGGUACAGCCAGAGCUUGAUCGCGUGAGGCAACUGGCAAAGUCGAUUGAUUUGACCAUCCGCAUCUUUGUCACACGAGAAGCAGAAGGACAAUCCAGCAUCUCGGAAAAGUCAAAGUAUGCAGACCACGACUUCAAGUCGGUUUCAGAGCCCAUUGUCAGAUCCGAUCAGACGCCGGACUCAUCGUCUGCCGCUUCUACUUCCGCCGCGUACCCUUGCUGCGGCCCGCCGUCGGACUCCUUCGCUAUCCAAAAGACAGCGAUUCCAGCCUCGAAUCCGCAUGACGAGCCUAUCCACAGACAUCCUGACUUGAGCAUUCUUGUCAAAGACUUCAUCGACGAGACAGUCUGUGGAAGGACGACCGUGUACGCCAGCGGACCUGGACGUAUGAUCUCAGAGUUGAGGAGUAUCGUUGCUCGGUCCAACGAUGGUUCAAAAGUGUGGAAUGCAGACGAGCGAUACGAUGUUAGCCUUGUCUGCGAUGAUCGAUUAGAAUGGUAGAUGUGCAGUGCUCUGGAAAGUGUUGCGAUGUAAAUAAAUUUCACGCCUUGAUGUUCUCCUAUCGCUCUGUAUGUCGUUCUUGAGAAUUGUCGUGAACUCCCGCAAUACUCGUUUUCACACGCUCGCUCUUGUGCUCGAGACUGAAUUUAUUUCCUUACGUCAG
Molecule: messenger RNA, 2545 nt
Organism: Aureobasidium pullulans EXF-150
Lineage: Eukaryota; Fungi; Ascomycota; Dothideomycetes; Dothideales; Saccotheciaceae
Exons: 1
Coding region: 367-2382 (671 amino acids)
Biological process (GO): iron ion transport; copper ion import; intracellular iron ion homeostasis
Cellular component (GO): plasma membrane
Molecular function (GO): ferric-chelate reductase activity
Source: RefSeq, a predicted model, not a curated record